Molecule: messenger RNA, 2709 nt
Organism: Leptosia nina
Lineage: Eukaryota; Metazoa; Arthropoda; Insecta; Lepidoptera; Pieridae
Source: the annotation of a GenBank genome assembly
AUGUCGACUUUUGUCGCGGUACCAGCCUUCAAAAUAGGCAUCGUGAAGCAGGUAUUGUCAGGUGAUACAGUUAUUAUAAGAAAACAGCCACAAGGAGGGCCGCCGCCUGAAAAAGUAAUUUCGUUAUCUGGCGUUACAGCACCUAAACUCGCGCGUCAAAGGACUCCAAAUAGUGACGUGGAAACACCAGAUGAGCCCUUUGCCUGGGAAGCUCGAGAAUUCUUAAGGAAAAAGCUUAUUGGCAAAGAAGUCAUAUUUACAGCAGAAAAACCACCAAACUCUGCUACAAGGGAAUAUGGAAAUGUCUGGGCAGGCAAAGAUCCCAAUAAAGAUGAAAAUAUGGUAGAAUCCUUGCUGGCUGAAGGUCUUGUUAAAGUGAGGGACGGUGCAAGGAAUAUUCCACAGUUAAAAAAAUUAGUUGACAUAGAAGAUGAAGCCAGAGCACAAGGAAAGGGAUUAUGGGGAACAGACUUACAGAGCCAUGUACGAGAUAUCCAAUGGUCAGUGGAGAAUCCAAAAGCCUUUGUUAACAAAUUAAAUGGUCAACCUGUGAAGGCUAUCAUUGAAUACGUAAGAGAUGGAUCUACUGUAAGACUGUGUCUCCUACCAGAUUAUACACCAAUCACCAUGAUGCUCUCUGGUAUUAGGUGUCCAGCAGUUAAACCUGAUGGCGAGUCAGAGCCAUACGCAGAAGAAGCCCGUUUCUUUUUAGAGUCACAACUUUUGCAAAGAGAUAUAGAGGUUAUUUUGGAAUCUGUCAGCAAUAACAAUUUUGUGGGAACAAUCUUACACCCACAGGGCAACAUUGCAGAAGCUCUGGUGCAGCAAGGAUUUGCUAAAUGUGUAGUUUGGUCGCUUGCAGUUAUGAAAUCAGGAGCUGCCAACCUCCGUAAUGCUGAAUGCACUGCAAAGGAAGCUAAGUUACGUAUUUGGACCAACUAUGUUAGCACUGCACCUGCUAUUCCUGCUAAGGAGAAAGAAUUUUCAGGAACAGUUACGGAGAUUGUAAAUGGAGAUGCAUUGGUUGUGAAAACAGCUAACAAUGUUUACAAAAAAAUAUUUUUAUCAAGCAUAAGACCACCGCGUGAAAAGAACAGCAAUGAUGAGGAGGGUAAGCCAGCUGCAACACCCCCGAAACCUAAAGGAUUUAAAGCACUCUAUGAUAUCCCAUGGAGAUACGAAGCCCGCGAGUUCCUUCGUAAAAAACUAAUUGGAAAAAAGGUUAAUGUGAUUGUUGAUUACAUUCAACCCGCUAAAGAGAACCAAUUCAUCAACUUCCCUCAAAAGAUCUGUUGCACAGUCACAGUUGGUGGAACAAACAUUGCUGAAGCCUUAGUUGGCAAAGGUUUUGCUACAGUAGUCGGAUACAGAAAUGACAAUGAUCAAAGAAGCUCUCACUAUGAUAAACUCCUGGAAGCCGAGCUGAAAGCAAGUAAAGCUGGUAUUGGUGUUCACGCAAAGAAAGACAUCCCAACCCACAGAGUACAAGACACAAGUGGAGAUGUAGCUAAAGCUAAAAAAUUCUUUCCAUUCUUGAAGAGAGCUCAGAAAACAGAAGGUGUAGUAGAAUUUAUAACAGCAGGCUCACGUAUGCGUGUGUAUAUUCCAAAGGAAUCGGUUAUUGUUACAUUUUUGCUAGCCGGUAUUAACUGUCCAAGAGCUUCACGUCCCACACCUGGUAGUAAUUUGGUACAGCCGGGCGAACCAUACGGAGACGAAGCAAUGUUGUUUACGAAGGAUAAAUGUCUCCAACGGGAUGUCAAUGUUACUAUCGAAGAGAUUGAUAAAGCGGGCAAUUACAUUGGAUGGUUAUGGGUUGAUAAUGAAAACCUGUCUGUAUCUCUCGUUGAACAUGGCCUGGCUUCUAUGCAUUACAGUGCAGAGUCGUCGGAAUAUGGAAGGCUCAUUAAAACUGCUGAAGAAAACGCGCGCAACAAGCGGAUAGGCAUCUGGAAAGAUUAUGUGGAAACCGAGAAAGAGGUGGAGAAGGAACGCAAUGCUACCAUCCAAGACAGAAUUAUUAAAUACGACAAGGUUAUAAUAACCGAGAUAACAUCUGAAGGCACUUUCUUUGCCCAAAAUAUUGACCUUGGUACCAAGCUAGAGGCUUUGAUGGAGAAGAUCCAUCAAGAGAUCAACAAUAAUCCACCCCUACCUGGUUCCUAUGUACCCAAAAGAGGACAAAUUUGCGCAGCACGCUUUUCAUUGGACGAGCAAUGGUACAGAGCCAAAAUUGAAAAGCUAAUAGAUGACAAAAAAGCUCACAUUCUGUUCAUAGAUUAUGGAAACAGAGAGAUUGUGACUCACUCUCGCUUAGCCCUCCUACCGGCCGGUACCGAAGUGGACCCACCAUACGCGACUGAGUACUGCCUGUUCGGUGUAAAGUUUCGAACGGAUCCCGAAGACAGGGCUGAAGCGGUCCGCGCGUUGUCACUAGACACGCUGAACAAGCGACUCUACCUCAACGUUGAGAUACGUGGAACGCCACCAGCUGUAACUGUGGUUGACCCAGCUACUAACGUCGAUCUUGGAAAGAACCUGAUCAAGGAGGGUCUGGUGCUGAUGCAGCACGUGCGUGACCACCGACUGGCCACCCUGAUGGCCGAGUACCGCGCCGCCCAGGACCACGCCAAGGCCGCCCGCCUCAACCUGUGGCGACACGGCGACAUCACAGAGGACGACGCGCUCGAGUUCGGUGCGCGCCGCUAG